AUGGAGCAGCAGGAAAACCUCAGGAUACCCCCUUUGGCGCUGCCUGCCGCACAGCACCCAGCAGCAGGCGGCCCCGAUGACAGCAGCGAGAUGCACACAGCUUCCCCACCACCGCAGCCCUCGCCUCUCCUCGUGCCUGGCAAGGCCUAUCCCUCGCUCCAUAACAACCUCUACAUCCCGCACCACGCAAGCAUACCGGAUCCGUUGCUCUUCUCGCCAUCCGAGGACAGGAGCUCCGACGUCGAGAAACGCGGCCGUCGACACCACAGACACCACAAAUCACGGCAUGAGCGCGACGAGAGACACACGAGGAGCUCGAGCUUUCCCAUAGAGCAGGUUGCGGAGAUGCCCUUCCAGCUGGGCAAGAAGAAAGCUCGCGCGGCGGUGGCCGAGGCGGAGGAGAAGGCAAAGGCGCGGGAGAAACAGGAGCUUGACGAUAAGACUCGCCAGGCCAAAGAGGCCAAGGAGACCAGGGAGGAGCUGGCGAGCCGUUUCCCGUUCACCAGGACGAGGGAGGUGGUCACUCAGGUUCGUCUUGAUGACCUACAUAUGAAGAGACUCAGGGCUGAGGCUGCGAAUAGGGAUGCUUUUAACGAAAUUAACGAGCACUCGGGUUCAUUCUCCAAACGCCUCGAGGAUACGUGCAACAACCUACUCACCGACGCCGGUAUAAUCCGCGGUACUAUCUCUAAUCUCCAACGGCUCAGUAACACCGCUAUGUCGCAACAUAAAGAGUUCCAAUACCGUACCGUCGGAAUGGUGCGCAAUGCCGAAAGACAGGUACAGAAAUUUGAUAGAUUCCAGCGCCAGUUGAAGAGCAUUGCAUUGCUCGAGGAUCGUUUGAAGGCUACUCAGGAGAAAGCUAAGAAACUCGACAAAAGACUCGAAGUUACGCGGGACAGAAUUUACGCCUGGGACCGUGAAGAAGACGAGUGGCAGGAGAAGAUCAAUAGGCGCUUGAGGAUGAUGGGUGCUGCCAUUGUUUUCUUGCUUGUUGCUUGGGUAGGAACGAAAGUCAUGAGUAGAGUGUAUCCUGACUACUCUAUCUUCGGCUCUAAGGCUAACAUUACCCUGCAUGGAGAGUCCCCGGAAUGCUGCGUGGCGGCGUUUGACCAUGCAAAGCAAGCUACCACGACGGGUACUGCAAUUGACACUGCAACUGGCACUCCAACCGGCACCCCAACUACUGGACGUGCGAGACCUGCCUUCAAAACUCCUAUCGAACUGGACGCCUUGGAGGAGCCAUUGCAGCGGAUAAUCGACGAGCUGUGA
Molecule: messenger RNA, 1272 nt
Organism: Nannizzia gypsea CBS 118893
Lineage: Eukaryota; Fungi; Ascomycota; Eurotiomycetes; Onygenales; Arthrodermataceae
Exons: 2
Coding region: 1-1272 (423 amino acids)
Source: RefSeq, a predicted model, not a curated record